Messenger RNA from Harmonia axyridis, 2997 nucleotides. It is a transcript of the gene drk, whose product is annotated as growth factor receptor-bound protein 2. The coding region runs from base 362 to 997 and encodes 211 amino acids. The transcript has 5 exons. The record is from RefSeq and is a predicted model, not a curated record. NCBI's taxonomy places the organism in Eukaryota, Metazoa, Arthropoda, Insecta, Coleoptera, Coccinellidae. Gene Ontology annotation, molecular function: protein binding.
GAUAAGAAUAAAUAUACCGAUAUUUGUUUUCUUCGUAUUUUACUACGCCAGUGUUGAAUUUCAUGCUCGGCGACUAUGGUCGAAUGACGACUCGAUAAUAGACACUAGUUAUAGGGAGUGUACAUUAAACAAGUAACCAAUACGAAAUAUUGGAAAUAUUCACACAAAUCUAGUGAUAACAAAUUAUGGUAGAAUGGAUAGAUCAUAGAGAUUCAAACCAACAUUAUUCGGUUAUUUGUAUAGAAUAAAAUCCAAUUAGUUUGACGUUUGAUGCAAUAAAAACCUGUGUGCAAUAAUUGUGAAGUGACAAGUGAAUUUUUUUCUUUGUGAUAGUGACAACAAUUUUCAACAAUAUUCAACAAUGGAAGCUGUAGCUAAACACGAAUUCAAUGCUACGGCAGACGAUGAACUUAGUUUCAAAAGAUCACAGGUUUUAAAAAUUUUGAACAUGGAAGAUGACAUGAAUUGGUAUAGAGCUGAACUUGAUGGUAGAGAAGGUCUAAUUCCUAGCAACUACAUCGAAAUGAGAAAUCACAGCUGGUAUUAUGGAAGGAUUACCAGAGCUGAUGCAGAGAAACUUCUUAUGAACAAACAUGAAGGCGCAUUUUUAAUUCGUAUUAGUGAAUCCAGUCCAGGGGAUUUUUCCUUAUCAGUAAAGUGUUCAGAUGGAGUACAGCAUUUCAAGGUACUUCGAGAUGCACAAGGAAAAUUUUUCUUAUGGGUGGUCAAAUUUAACUCGCUCAAUGAAUUGGUUGAAUACCACCGUACAUCAUCUGUAUCCAGAUCGCAGGAUGUUAAACUUCGCGAUAUGGUUGCGGAGGAGUGUCUGGUACAAGCUCUCUAUGAUUUCCAACCACAAGAAGCUGGAGAAUUAGAAUUCCGAAAGGGUGAUGUUGUAACAGUAACCGAUCGUUCCGAUCAACACUGGUGGCAUGGUGAGAUAGGUCAUCGUAAGGGGCUAUUUCCAGCGACGUACGUCAUGCCUUAUCACACCUAAGAAUCUUCCCACAUUUGAAUCUUCGAUGAAAAUUAUCAAGAAUUUUUCUGACUGCGAGAAAGUUCAAAAUAACAGGCAUUAUUUCUUCUUCAAUGUUACCUACUCACUCCGUACAUCAUUGAUUGGCAAUACGAAUAAUUGAAUUGAAUAGCAUCACCCGAUGUACUCAUCAAUUGAAUACAGAAUGUUGCAGUUCGAGAAGGAGAUACCUAGUUAUAAAGUUAUUUAAAUAGUAGAAAGAUCUAUGCAAUUGAAACUGUAACACUCCGUAUCUGUUAUGGGAUAUAAUUAUGAUUUUUAUGGCGGCAAAGUUUUAACUGGUUCUACCUGAAUUUUACUGUUUCUUUCAAGUUCAGACUGUUUUUUCUCCAGUCGGAACAUUCCUAAUCUUCCAUGUAUUCACUACAAUGUUUUUUGUCUGAUUAACUCUCACUGUAUUUUUCACUUGUUCAAACGAUAACGAUUUUUAUUUCUGUAGUUCACCAUGUUAUCAAUACGCUAUGUUUUGUGAAACGGUUGGUAUUGUGGGAUCUUCCUUACCUAUUUGUACAUGACAGAAAAUUAGAUAAAACUCAUUAAUUGAUUUUUUCCAAUUAACUUAAAUGAAAAUCAAAAAUGGUGCUAUCUUCAAAAAAUUAUUUUCAUUUCAAGAGUUCUCGACCAAUGCUUUUUAACUUGAAAAUAUAGGCUUGUCCAUUUGCAGAUCUGAAAAUUGCUUUCUAAAAGAUCACAAUUGGAGUUUGUUUGAAACUAAUUAUAGUACAAAAAAAAAUCAUCCACAAGAGAUUAACUUAUGAAAUUCUCAAUCAAAAAUAUAAUUUUCAUUGAAGAAGCAGAUACUUGUUACAUUGAAAAUUGCUUUUGAAUCUCAACAAACAUACAAUCUAAUGAAAUUUCAAUGAUUUCCAAGCAAACUAAACAUUUAUUAAAAAAGUGCAAUUCUGUGGAAUUUUAUUUCUUAACAGUAAUUUCUGAAUAAGCAAGAAUCAAGGUUUUUUUGAGGUUCAAUCAAAAAUUAAUUUAAUGAAAAGCGAAAAUAACAUUGCCUAUUCUAAUUGAAAUAUAAAAACAAUAUUUUUUAUUUUAAUGCAAAUAAAACAUAUCUAAUACAAGAUGAUAUGAAAUAAGAAAAAAAUCAUUCAAAUAAUUUUUACACUUUCGACAAUUUAUAUUUAUACAGCCUUCACAAUGAAGAAUUAUUUUGGCUAAUUUAAAUUGUUGAAGACUAACCCCAAUUUUCUGAGUGAAUAUGCAGAAUAAUCGUGUCAUAUUUUUUGUUAACUUGCCGUUGUAUGGUAACAUUAUAGACAAUUUUUCUUAUAGAACGUUUUGCUCAUAAUAAUUCACUGAAAUCAUUUUCUCAAUAUCUAGUUAUUAAUAACAUAUUGGAUUAAAUAUUUUUGUAUUGUUUUCAAAUUGGGAUGAAUCGUGGUUCUUGGAAAAAUUUUGAUGAGGAUAAUUAUCUUGAUUUGCUUUUUAUUGCAAAAUGAUUAUGAAUUGUAUUUUUUGAUAACUCAUCUAACUGGACCAGAUAAAUUUUAUAAUUUGCUCAGAGGCAUUAAAUUUUCUAUAAUUGUUUUUCCCCACUUUCCACUUUGACACAAUACAUAUUGAGUCUCGAAGCUGAAUCAGACCAACAUUACAAGGUAUAUUGCUGUUUUAGAGAGACACUUUAGGAAAAUGGUGGGCACUGAUUUAAUUGAUUUCUCAAAUAAUUUGAGUAUAGUAUUUUGUUAACUAAGACGAGAUGCCAUUUUUAUGUGUCUUAAUUGUUAUAAGCUAGUUUAAUUUUAUUUUGAGAUACUAUAUUUAAUUUGUACAUAUUAGCAUUUUGAAGAUUUUGCCAGGAAUUUCCUCAAAACAAAAUAGCAGGACAUUUUUUAGUUUUAAGUAUAUUUUUUGGCAUUGUCUGCUUUUUAGAUUCAAAUGUAAAUAUUAACUGUACCCUUCAUUAUUGAAUGAGUACAAUAUAUUUAGAAAAUAUAUAUGUUAUAUAAGAA